ACCCAUCAAGUCCCAAUUCCCAACACUGUCACAAAAGAGAAUCUCGAACGAUGAAGCUCAAGCUUAACGUCGUCGUAUCACUCCUUCUCCUCCUUGUCUCAAUCGCAACAUGUUGUCCGCCUUCAGACCGCCGUGCACUCCUAUCUUUCCGAGCAGCACUCCACGAGCCAUACCUCGGCAUUUUCAACUCAUGGACCGGCCAAGACUGCUGCAAGAACUGGUACGGCGUUAGCUGCGACUCGCUCACUCACCGAGUCGCCGACAUCAACCUCCGCGGCGAGUCAGAAGACCCCAUCUUCGAACGAGCUCACCGAACCGGUUACAUGACCGGACACAUCUCUCCGGCAAUCUGCGACCUCACUCGUCUCUCCGCCAUCACCAUCGCCGACUGGAAAGGUAUCUCCGGCGAGAUUCCCACCUGCAUCACACGUCUCCCUUUCCUCCGUACGCUCGACCUCAUCGGAAACCAAAUCUCCGGCGGGAUUCCGAACGAUAUCGGGAGAUUACACCGGUUAGCUGUUUUAAACGUUGCGGAUAACCGGAUUUCCGGUUCGAUUCCAAAAUCGUUAACCAACCUCGCUAGCUUAAUGCAUUUAGACCUACGUAACAACUUAAUAACCGGUUUAAUCCCUUCAGACUUCGGCCGGUUAACAAUGCUUAGCCGCGCGUUACUAAGCGGUAACCGGAUAACCGGUCGAAUUCCCGAAUCACUAACCAAGAUUUAUCGGUUAGCUGACGUGGAUCUCUCUGGUAACAAACUAUACGGUACAAUCCCACCGUCUCUAGGCCGUAUGGCGGUUCUCGCGACGCUUAACCUCGACGGAAACAAAUUCUCGGGUGAGAUACCACAAACUCUGAUGACGUCAUCGGUGAUGAACUUGAAUUUGAGCAGGAACUUGUUGCAAGGGAAGAUACCGGAAGGGUUCGGACCAAGGUCUUACUUCACUGUUCUUGAUUUGUCGUAUAACAAUCUCAAGGGACCGAUCCCGAGAUCGAUCUCUGGUGCGUCGUUUAUUGGUCAUUUGGAUCUUAGCCAUAACCAUCUAUGCGGGAGGAUUCCGGCGGGGUCGCCGUUCAGUCACCUUGAAGCGGCGUCGUUUAUGUAUAACGACUGUCUUUGCGGCAAACCUUUGAGAGCUUGUUUAAAAAACUGAUUUUAUGUAAUUUUCUUUAAUUAGACCUUAUUAUAUUUUAUGAUUAUGCAUUGGCAAAAAAAAAAAACAUAAAUGUGUGCUACGUAUGGUACUUUAUAAGUAAUUAUUAUCACGACCGGCUCUACUUAAUUGAUUUUUAUAAGUUGUACCCACAUAUUACAAAAAAAUAUAUGUUUUUUAUCAUACAAAAAAUAUAUUUUAAAGGAGUUUCCCA
Eruca vesicaria subsp. sativa (arugula) is the source of this 1368-nucleotide messenger RNA. Lineage: Eukaryota; Viridiplantae; Streptophyta; Magnoliopsida; Brassicales; Brassicaceae. The record is from the annotation of a GenBank genome assembly.